Ceratotherium simum simum (southern white rhinoceros) is the source of this 1754-nucleotide messenger RNA. It is a transcript of the gene SEPSECS, whose product is annotated as Sep (O-phosphoserine) tRNA:Sec (selenocysteine) tRNA synthase. Lineage: Eukaryota; Metazoa; Chordata; Mammalia; Perissodactyla; Rhinocerotidae. Gene Ontology annotation, biological process: conversion of seryl-tRNAsec to selenocys-tRNAsec; selenocysteine incorporation. The record is from RefSeq and is a predicted model, not a curated record. Gene Ontology annotation, molecular function: tRNA binding; O-phosphoseryl-tRNA(Sec) selenium transferase activity.
UCCUCCGGCUUCUGGCGCACCGUCUGGGGCGGUUCGCGCAUGUGCGAGAGCGAGACGCAGGUUUUUGCCCCAAGGCCUUGCCGUACCGUCCAGGCGGCGAGCUGCGUCGUGGUUCUGCCGCGUGUUCUGGCGUGUGGAGACUGUUGUCCUGUCACCGUUGCCGCCGCUGACAUGAACCGCGAGAGCUUCGCGGCGGGCGAGCGGCUGGUGUCGCCGGCUUACGUGCGGCAGGCCCGUGAGGCCCGCCGCUCCCAUGAGCACCUCGUACGGCUGCUUCUGGAGAAGGGCAAGUGUCCAGAGGAUGGUUGGGAUGAAAGUACACUUGAACUCUUUCUACAUGAACUUGCGAUCAUGGAUAGCAACAAUUUCCUGGGCAAUUGUGGUGUGGGAGAAAGGGAGGGGAGAGUGGCAUCUGCAUUAGUUGCUCGGCGUCAUUACAGGUUCAUUCAUGGAAUUGGACGAUCGGGUGAUAUUUCUGCUGUGCAACCAAAAGCUGCAGGUUCUAGCCUUUUGAACAAAAUUACCAAUUCUUUGGUCCUGGACAUCAUAAAGUUGGCUGGUGUCCAUACAGUGACCAACUGCUUUGUAGUUCCUAUGGCAACUGGUAUGAGUCUAACUCUGUGUUUCUUAACAUUACGACACAAAAGACCAAAGGCAAAAUAUAUUAUAUGGCCAAGAAUAGACCAGAAGUCCUGCUUUAAAUCCAUGAUCACUGCAGGUUUUGAGCCUGUGGUGAUAGAGAACGUUUUAGAAGGUGACGAGCUGCGCACAGACCUGGAAGCAGUGGAGGCUAAAGUCCAGGAACUUGGGCCUGAUUACGUUCUGUGUGUUCAUUCGACUACAUCCUGUUUUGCUCCAAGGGUGCCUGAUAGAUUAGAAGAACUGGCUGUGAUUUGUGCUAAUUAUGGCAUUCCACACAUAGUCAACAAUGCUUAUGGACUGCAGUCUUCAAAGUGUAUGCACCUCAUUCAGCAGGGUUCUCGGGGUGGUAGAAUAGACGCUUUUGUCCAGAGCUUGGAUAAAAAUUUUAUGGUUCCAGUAGGUGGCGCUAUAAUUGCUGGCUUUAAUGAUUCCUUCAUUCAGGAAAUCAGCAAGAUGUAUCCAGGAAGAGCUUCAGCUUCACCUUCUUUAGAUGUCCUUAUUACGUUAUUGUCACUUGGAUCAAAUGGCUAUAAGAAGCUAUUAAAAGAAAGAAAGGAAAUGUUUUCAUAUCUGUCCAACCAACUAAAGAAGCUGUCAGAAGCCUACAAUGAAAGACUGUUGCAUACACCUCACAAUCCCAUAUCUUUAGCUAUGACACUUAAGACACUAGAUGAGCACUGUGACAAAGCUGUCACUCAGCUUGGCUCCAUGCUUUUUACCAGACAGGUUUCUGGAGCCAGGGUUGUGCCUCAUGGGUCUGUGCAAACUGUGAGUGGCUACACUUUCAGAGGCUUUAUGUCACAUACAAAUAAUUACCCUUGUGCUUACCUCAAUGCUGCAUCAGCCAUUGGAAUGAAGACACAGGAUGUGGACUUGUUCAUAAAGAGACUUGACAAGUGUUUAAAGACAGUAAGAAAAGAACAAAAUAAAGAGAGUGAUGUAUUGGGAGUUGACAAUUAUGACAAAACUGAAGAUGUGGAUAUUGAAGAAGUGGCUUCAAAACUAGAUAAUGUACUUCUUGACACAUACCAGGCUUCUUCUUCAUGACAUGUGAAGGGUUUUUUUGAUAAUUUGAAAGAAGUGAUGAAGCUGCCAUACAAAAAGCAAUUUAA